AUGCCGCUCCCGGCGGUCGACGUCGACCUCUCCGCGGCGGAAGCGUACCUCGGCGCACUGGACCUCGAAGCGUUGGCGCGUCGCUUCCAGGCCAGCGCGCUAGCACUGCGGCGACCAUCCCUCCCGUGGGACGUCCUCUACCACAUCGCCUCCCAGUGCGACUCGGACUCUACCAUCCACGCUUUGAUGAACACCUGCCGCUAUCUAAAUGAACAUGGCGUCAGGUUUCUCCAGAGAGCUCGCGAGGCCCGGGUCCGUGUAAUGCGCGAUCUCCGUCGCCUCGCCGCCUUUCUCCGCGCAAAGGGCCAAGACCGCUGGCGAUACCUCAAUCGGUUAUAUAUCCGGAUCUGGAGGGGAGAGCGUUUUGAGCCCAAGGAACAGCUGCAAGCUCUACUCGAUCUGUUGGAUGGGUCCGCGCCCGCGCUACGGGAGCUAACCGUUUGCAGACUGGAGCUCUACAUCCACUACGAAUCCGACGACGACGAGGAUCACAAGGCGCGCGACGACACGGUCCUGGACGACUUCCUGCUUGACGGGCCGCUGUGGUCCGUGUACGGGCUCGGGCUCCGCUGCCGCUUGGACACGCUGCGGACGGACGCGGUGCUGUUCGGCGCGCUCAGUCCGCACGUACUCGCACUUCGCGUGCAGGGCUUCGACGUCGUUGGCGACCCGGGGUUCGUGCGCGCGUUCGAACCCGAGCGCGUGCCGCGGGUCCAGAAGCUCGAGUUGCGCUUCGUUGGGGAGAACGUUGAGGACACGGUGCCGCAGCGCGCCGUGAUCUUGCUGAACUCGGUCGAGAAGAUCACGGGCCGGCUGUCGGUGCUCAAGGAGCUCAUCAUGUGGCUCAACGUGACGUCCAAAUCACUGCCCGAGCGGAAUGAGACGCGCGAGGACCUCCUCCCAAAGAGGAAGCCUCGCGGUUAA
This is a messenger RNA of Epithele typhae, 924 nucleotides long. RefSeq lists its product as uncharacterized. Lineage: Eukaryota; Fungi; Basidiomycota; Agaricomycetes; Polyporales; Epitheliaceae. The record is from RefSeq and is a predicted model, not a curated record. The transcript has 5 exons. The coding region runs from base 1 to 924 and encodes 307 amino acids.